AUGUGCAGAAAAGCUACCUGCGCCACCUGCCACAAAGUAACUUGGUGGGGAUGUGGGCUGCAUGUGCCCAUGGUCUUUGAGACCAUCCCAGAAGCCGACUGGUGUGUCUGUGCUCCCAAAGUCGAGCGCGAUGGAAAGGAGUAUCCGCCCAAGGGGACAGCGGCGAAUUGA
Talaromyces atroroseus is the source of this 171-nucleotide messenger RNA. RefSeq lists its product as hypothetical. Bases 1 to 171 code for a protein of 56 amino acids. The record is from RefSeq and is a predicted model, not a curated record. NCBI's taxonomy places the organism in Eukaryota, Fungi, Ascomycota, Eurotiomycetes, Eurotiales, Trichocomaceae. The transcript has 2 exons.